AUGGAGAUGUUUGCCACCCUCACAGUGGGAUUCUCCUUCUUUAAGGAGCAGUACACCUCUCGGGUGUUGCUUUUCCCCGGGAAAAGGGUGCAGGCUGCUCUCAAGGAGGAUGCAAAGCAGCGUCGUAGUCCCGUUCUCUCAGACCUGAACUGUGUUUGGGAGUUCAGCCCCGUGCCGGGGCGAGAGCGCCAGGUGGAGGUGCGAUUUCUCGUCAGCUUCGCCUUUAAAAACCCACUGCACUCCAGGCUUAUCAUGUCACACGUGGUGACGCUCAUGACGAGAAGUUUUGAGAAACACUGCGAAAAACUAUAUGGCCCGCCGAGCUGCCAACGCGAGCGCCUCGUCACGCGGUAG
Trypanosoma conorhini is the source of this 354-nucleotide messenger RNA. Its product is annotated as putative coenzyme Q-binding protein COQ10 B, mitochondrial-like. Gene Ontology annotation, molecular function: ubiquinone binding. Lineage: Eukaryota; Euglenozoa; Kinetoplastea; Trypanosomatida; Trypanosomatidae. Gene Ontology annotation, biological process: ubiquinone biosynthetic process; cellular respiration. The transcript has a single exon. The record is from RefSeq and is a predicted model, not a curated record. Bases 1 to 354 code for a protein of 117 amino acids.